Vitis vinifera (wine grape) is the source of this 2663-nucleotide messenger RNA. RefSeq lists its product as uncharacterized. The record is from RefSeq and is a predicted model, not a curated record. Lineage: Eukaryota; Viridiplantae; Streptophyta; Magnoliopsida; Vitales; Vitaceae. The transcript is spliced from 6 exons. Gene Ontology annotation, molecular function: ubiquitin protein ligase activity. Bases 774 to 2426 code for a protein of 550 amino acids.
GCUGGACGGCAAAGACCUCUGCUCUUCGCGCUCUCUCUCCCUUUCUCUUUAGAUUGGACUCGUAUUCGACUCGGAUCUUACACACACGUUUUCUUCUCCCUCUAGAAGUUGUAUUUCUCUCUCCUCACAAGACGAAGGAGGAGGAAAGGUACAACCAAAAUUCGAUCGUUUUUCAUUCACUUUUGAAUCAAUAACUAUCCGUUUGCUGGGCUUUUCCAUCAUUUUAAAACCACUACUUCUGAAUUUCUGGGUUUUUAGUGAUGUAUUUUUUUGAAUAACUUUAAUGAGUUUUUGGUUAUUGGGUAUUUUCGGUGGUGUUGUGCUGUGUUGAUUGGGUAUUGAAAAAAUGAAAAAUACUUUUUCUUCGAUCAGUUGAAUUUUCAUGGGUUUUCAUGAUUUAAAUCGGAUAUUUGGGAUGGUGGGUUGUGUUUGGUUGCACAGAGAAUUGGUUUUCUUUGAUUUUCUUUGUGGAUAUAGAGCUUUUUGAGGUUUUGAUUCGUGGGCAAGACAUUUUUUUUUUUAUGCUGUUGUUUUUUCGGUGGGAGGGGGAUUUUGUGAUUGGGUUCAUGGAAAAUUUCGAUGGGUUUUCUUCUUUGGACUCGGGGGAUUGUAUUUAGGCUUCUGAGGGCUGAAUUCACGGGGGAAGCGUUUUCUUUGUACAGAGAAAAUACGGAAGAUUGUGUGGAGAAUAAUUCAGUGAAACUUUCUCCUGAAAAAAGGGAAAUUAACCCGCCUUUUUUUGGAUAAAAGUUGAAAUAGCUAAAUCACGAUACAUGGAUGAAUAUUCUGGUAAAAGAGCCAUUAAUGAGCUUGUUGUCUCUAGAAAGGGAUCAGGUCUUAGACCAGGUGUUAUUUUGAGAGAUACAGCCAACAACAGAGAUCGGAAUGCGCAAUUCUGCAACCGACUUGGAUGCAGAGGCAGAUUGAACUCCAUGAAAGGUACCCAACUUGGCAGUUUGGAGAAGCCCAAAUCUUCAAGACCUUCAUCCUUUACUUCUUCAAGUGGAAAAGAAAUAAUUGGAAGUUCCUCUAGUACUGGCCCUUCAGUGAGAAAAUCCCUUCAGACACCUCGGAAAAAGCUAUCUGCUCAUCUAGAAACAGAUUCAUCUGAAACUAGUAGUGUUCCAGAUGAGUCAGAAGUCUUAGAGCUCAUUCCCCCACCUGGAAAGAUUCAGAGAGGGCAUCACCCCAAAGCAGACGAUACUGAGUCUUCCGAAAUCACACCUAUGGAAGUGGGUAGCUCUAGUAUUGCUUCAAAUACAAGACCUCGAAGGAAUUUUCAUCAAAAAUCUGGCUUUACUAACCAAGCUACUCUGAUGGGUUCCUCUGUUGCAUUGGCAUCUAAAACUGCUGGUCAAGUAGCAAGACAUGGUGCAAACGCAAGCAGGUAUGGUUUGAGAAAUCUAAGAUGCAAUUCAAUUUCUGAUGCAAUGCCAUCAUGUUCAUCAUCUGAAUCAAACCUUACUAGAAAGAAGGACAUUGGAAAAAAGAGACUUUCUGAAAUAGAAAGUAGUUCCUCUGCUAGAGGCAAGAAGAGUGGUGGGCCAUCAUCAGAAUAUGGACGGAAUUCUAUUUCUAGUUAUGGUGUCUCCAUUUCUGAUUCCAGACGAUCCAGAAAUUGGACUCCUAGCAGGGAUAACGGUGUUGCAUCCGUUAGGACUCGGAGGUCAAUCAAUGGUAAUACUAGUAGGCCAUCAUCCUCUAAUCAAGGAAUUCGAAACAAUUUAUUGCCGACUGAGCCCUCCAUUACAAUCCCACAAAUGCCCCAACCUGAAAUAUCUAUUGGGGCAAAUGAUCCCAGCUUGUCACAUCAGUUCUCCAUAGGAUCUCCCUCAAGCUUCCUGAAUUCUUACAGUCAAUCAGAUAGUAGCAGUGAGAAUUUACAUAGUAUUAUGCCCAUAAGUCCCACAGAAGUUGGUAUCUCACGCUCUUCAAUGAAUCGGGAUAGCCUGCGACGCUAUAACAUGGAUGGGAUUGCAGAGGUAUUAUUGGCUCUAGAGAGGAUUGAGCAAGAUGAAGAACUAACAUAUGAGCAAUUACUUGUUCUGGAGACAAAUUUGUUCCUUGGUGGCUUAAGCUUCCAUGAUCAGCACAGAGAGAUGAGACUAGAUAUAGAUAACAUGUCAUAUGAGGAAUUAUUGGCUCUAGAGGAGAAGAUGGGUACUGUGAGCACAGCACUUACAGAAGAAGCAUUGUCAAAAUGCCUUGAGAGAAGCAUCUAUCACACACUGCCUACAGAACCAGGGACCAUGGAUUGUGCUGGGGAUGGUGAUGAUGUCAAAUGCAGUAUUUGUCAGGAAGAGUACAUGGUUGGGGAUGAAGUGGGGAAAUUGCAAUGCGAGCAUGGGUAUCAUGUGGCCUGUAUACACCAGUGGCUACGGCUGAAGAAUUGGUGCCCUGUCUGCAAGGCUUCAGCUGCACUUUAAUCAUCUUCCUCAUAAUUCAGGAAACCAGAUUGGAUGGGGGAGAUUUGUACAAAUAUUAUGUGGAUCCUCCUACUCCCAACAUUUUUUAUUUUCACUUCUUUAUGUACAUACCAAAUCCCCUUUCUUUCAACCAACUAAUAAAUCCAAGGCUCUUGGCUGAACAGCUGGGAGCUUCUCAUUUACCUUCUAUGAACUUUGAAAUGAAAAGUACUCACAGAAUGGUGCUGUUCUUUUGGA